AUGCCCAGUGGACCCGGACCCGGCAUCUGCCGAAGCCCUCACCCGGGAACGCAGGGAGCUGUUUGCUUGUUUACAACCAAGUUCCAGCCCACUGCCUGCGAUGGAAAUCCAAGAGGAAACGAGUGCAGGGAGUUCUCCCGGAGCUUGCUUGACUUGCACUUCCUCACGGAUGCGGGAGGCCGGACAUGCGGGUCGGGAGGGCACGAGGGCACCGGGCCUUGGCCACCGGGAUGGGCCCUGCCGCCGCCGCCCCCUGUGGGCCGCUGGCCCGAGAUCCGCACUCCCGCGGUGGCCGCGACUCGAGGUUUCCGGCGACGCGCAGCACAGGACGUUUCCAGCCUCGGCCCAUAUUUGGUGAAAGUCUUUCGAGACUCCGUCAUCCGGCUCCGAGGGGGCGGCGGUCCUGGGAGCUUGCCCGGCGACCGCGCAGCCGCCGCGGCGUUCCUGAAAAGUGCAUCCCGGCCGCCCACGCCCGGGUUCCCCCCGUCGCAAGGGACCCCAAGGCUGGCGGAGCCCGGAGUCCGCAGCACCUCAAUCCCCGGCCCCCUGCGCGGGAGAGCAGAAACCAGGCCUGCGCUGUGGGAGAGGCUGGUGGCACAGGGAGCUGCAAGGAUUAUGUCACUUUUCCCGUCCACCCCGCUGUUGACUCGUUCUCCCUACGGGGCAGCAAGUGGCCUCUCCGUGCCAGACAUCGAGGCCUUGGGCAGCUUCCUACCCUGGGUGACUGGAAAACAGGAGGAUGGCUUCUCCAGACUUGAGGAACCUGUCCCUGCACAGCUCCUCACUCUCAGCACUCUCCAUGAUAGUUCCACACCUUGCUUUCCCUUAUCAGAGACAACAGGGCUCCAGCCCCUCAAUAGUCCCCUCCCAGGGUCCGGGAAGAAUCUACAACCAGCUGAUAAUUAAUCUUUGAA
This is a messenger RNA of Peromyscus maniculatus bairdii (prairie deer mouse), 914 nucleotides long. The record is from RefSeq and is a predicted model, not a curated record. Lineage: Eukaryota; Metazoa; Chordata; Mammalia; Rodentia; Cricetidae.